Messenger RNA from Mustela erminea (ermine), 3825 nucleotides. RefSeq names its product syntaxin binding protein 1 (gene STXBP1). Gene Ontology annotation, cellular component: secretory granule; plasma membrane. The transcript is spliced from 19 exons. NCBI's taxonomy places the organism in Eukaryota, Metazoa, Chordata, Mammalia, Carnivora, Mustelidae. Gene Ontology annotation, molecular function: syntaxin binding. The coding region runs from base 206 to 1990 and encodes 594 amino acids. Gene Ontology annotation, biological process: intracellular protein transport; neurotransmitter secretion; vesicle-mediated transport. The record is from RefSeq and is a predicted model, not a curated record.
GCCCCGCCCGCGCGCGCGCGCCGGCAGGUCGGCAGCCUCGCUCUGGCUCGCGCCGCGCCUCCGCGGCGAGUCCGCGCGUCAGUCGAGCCCGAGCGCGGCUGCGGAGCGGAGGGCUGCGGCCGGCAGAGCGCGCCGACCCGGGGAGGUAGUCGUGUCCGCGGGUGUCGCCUGAGGAGACUGGGAGCCCGGAGACUCGCGCAGCGCGAUGGCUCCCAUUGGCCUCAAAGCCGUGGUCGGAGAGAAGAUCAUGCACGAUGUGAUAAAGAAGGUAAAGAAGAAGGGGGAGUGGAAGGUGCUGGUGGUCGAUCAGCUGAGCAUGAGGAUGUUGUCCUCCUGCUGUAAGAUGACGGACAUCAUGACCGAGGGGAUAACAAUUGUGGAGGACAUCAACAAGCGCAGAGAGCCGCUCCCCAGCCUGGAGGCCGUGUAUCUCAUCACUCCGUCUGAGAAGUCUGUACACUCUCUCAUUGGUGACUUUAAGGACCCACCAACUGCUAAGUACCGGGCUGCGCAUGUCUUCUUCACGGACUCUUGUCCAGACGCCCUGUUUAAUGAGCUGGUGAAAUCUCGAGCCGCCAAAGUCAUCAAAACUCUGACGGAAAUCAACAUUGCAUUUCUGCCCUACGAGUCCCAGGUGUAUUCCUUGGACUCUGCGGACUCUUUCCAGAGCUUCUACAGUCCCCACAAAGCUCAGAUGAAGAAUCCCAUACUGGAGCGCCUGGCAGAGCAGAUUGCAACCCUGUGUGCCACCCUGAAGGAGUACCCAGCGGUGCGGUAUCGGGGGGAAUACAAGGACAAUGCUUUGCUGGCUCAGCUAAUCCAGGACAAGCUCGAUGCCUACAAAGCCGAUGACCCAACGAUGGGAGAGGGCCCAGACAAGGCGCGCUCCCAGCUCCUGAUCCUGGACCGCGGCUUCGACCCCAGCUCCCCCGUGCUUCACGAACUGACUUUUCAGGCUAUGAGUUAUGACCUGCUGCCCAUUGAAAACGAUGUAUACAAGUACGAGACGAGCGGCAUCGGAGAGGCACGGGUGAAGGAAGUGCUCCUGGACGAGGAUGAUGACCUCUGGAUAGCACUGCGCCACAAGCACAUCGCAGAAGUGUCCCAGGAAGUCACCCGUUCCCUGAAAGAUUUUUCUUCCAGCAAGAGAAUGAACACUGGAGAGAAGACCACCAUGCGGGACCUGUCCCAGAUGUUGAAGAAGAUGCCCCAGUACCAGAAAGAGCUCAGCAAGUAUUCGACUCACCUGCACCUGGCUGAGGACUGCAUGAAGCAUUACCAAGGCACCGUGGAUAAACUCUGCCGGGUAGAGCAGGACCUGGCCAUGGGCACAGAUGCUGAAGGGGAGAAGAUCAAGGACCCCAUGAGAGCCAUCGUCCCCAUUCUGCUGGAUGCAAAUGUCAGCACUUACGACAAAAUCCGCAUCAUCCUUCUCUACAUCUUUUUGAAGAAUGGCAUCACUGAGGAGAACCUGAAUAAACUGAUCCAGCACGCCCAGAUCCCCCCGGAGGACAGCGAGAUCAUCACCAACAUGGCUCACCUGGGAGUGCCCAUCGUCACUGAUUCCACACUGCGCCGUAGGAGCAAGCCAGAGCGGAAGGAGCGCAUCAGCGAGCAGACCUACCAGCUCUCGCGGUGGACUCCGAUCAUUAAAGACAUCAUGGAGGACACUAUUGAAGACAAACUUGAUACCAAGCACUACCCUUACAUCUCUACGCGCUCCUCUGCCUCCUUUAGUACCACCGCAGUCAGCGCCCGCUACGGGCACUGGCAUAAGAAUAAGGCCCCAGGGGAGUACCGCAGUGGUCCCCGCCUCAUUAUUUUCAUCCUUGGGGGCGUGAGCCUGAACGAGAUGCGUUGUGCUUACGAGGUGACCCAAGCCAAUGGAAAGUGGGAAGUGCUAAUAGGAUCCACGCACAUUCUCACCCCACAGAAACUUCUGGACACGCUGAAGAAACUGAAUAAAACAGAUGAAGAAAUAAGCAGUUAAAAACAUAAGCCACCCCUCCAAAAAACGAACCCUCUUCCCACAGUGCUCCGCAGCCCCUACUGCUGCCCGCCUCGGUUACUUUGCUGACCCUGUCCCUCCACUGCCUCCCCCAGCUCUGCACGCCCUGGCCGGCACUGUCGCCGCUGCGUUCUCGUGUUUAAUGAUGCCCUCUUCUUGUGUGAAACAAAAGAAAAUAAUGCAUUGUGUUUUUUAAAAAGGGUAUCCUCUACAUGUGUCCUAAGAGGAAAAGUUCCCGCGUAAGGGACACACUGCUGGAGAAGUUGUAGAACUUUCUAGAAUGAAUGGACACCUUCUUCCCAUUAUUAUGAUUCCAUGACCUUGUAUAUAACCCAGUGCGACAUGCGCAAAUUGCUUGAGUAUGGGAAGGUAGACGUUUGGGUGUUUUACAAAAUCCGUUUUGGGCUGUUACUGGUUUUUUUUCAGGAAUCACAGAGAUGUCUGUUCCUGGAAUAUUUCAAACUGAGGAUUAAUCUGUUGGCUUCACUCCAGUUCUUACCCCCUCAGCCUGCUCUCAUCCAGAUAAACUUAGCAGUGAAGAUCAGGUGACAUCUUGUGAGGUUCGAGCUGGAAGCGACCUCUUAGCCUUCCCCAGUAGCUUACCAUCUCUGUGCUGGGGCUGUGGGAGGGGCUGGAGGUAUUCCCAUGAAGUCAGGCCUGGUGCCGGGCUGCCUGCCCAAAGCCUGUCACCACUCCCCGCCUAAGUCACAGUGCCCAGCAAGUGUGGAGCAAGUCCCACCAGGACCUUUGUCUCUUGGAGAAGCAGUUAGGCUGGGCUUUUUGCCAGACCCUUUCCUUCCCUGGGCACCACCCCCAACAGAACUCCUCUUUCUCAGUGGGGUCAGCACGGGCAGAGCCCCAGGUGAGGAAUGAACUAGAACGGAAUCUGAGCAGAGGGCCCUUUCCUGUAGACAAAGGUCUGUGCCCCUAAGACUUCAAACCCCCCAGAAAAACAGCCCAUUGGAUUUAUGCAGACCCUGUUCCCACUCAGAUUAUCCUCAGUUUAAGAUACUUCAUAAUACUUUAUUUUGUGUCGUGUGGGGUCAUACGUCGUCGUGCUUGUAAGAGAAAAUGAUCAUUUUAUUCUCUGUAUAAAACUUAGCUCUAAAGCAAAAAUGAAAGAAGCAAACGCAGAAAGGAUGUUGCGUCAUCCUCCAGACUCAGCAGCUCUCCGUUCUCCGGUGGUGAGCGCACCACGUGUCCUGCUGCUGGUGUCGCAAAAUAUGACAGUGGAAGUCACAAAAAUGUCCCCUGCCCAGCCCCCCGCUGCCCUUGAACCCCUGCAGACUGUGUGCAUAUUACUGUCUCGUGAUGUCCCUGCAGACGUGGUGUGUGCUAGCUCCACGCGGCCGCCCGCUCUCCUUCCGGAGCGCGUUCCUCGCCCUCCCCGGUAGACGCUUCGUGGUGUUCUCAAGGCUUCGGAAUCUCCCUGGCGCACUCAGAUUAGUUUUCAGGCCCCUUCUCUCUGUCUCCCUUCUCCCCAUGAAGAUAUCCCCGUUUCCUUAGGACAGAACUGUAGGUGCUUGCACUGGUUUGUUUCUUGCUGUCACUGCUUGUUUUGUCCCCGCCCCUGACUCGACAGGGCUCACGCUUCAGGGCCUUGUGUGUCGAACAUGUUGGGUUUCCUUUCUCUGUUAUUUAUAUAAAAAUAAUUUAUCAAAAGGAUAUUUUAAAAAAGCUAGUCUGUCUUGAAACUUGUUUACCUUGAAAUUCUCAGAAUCUCAGUGUUGGAAAGUAUUGAAGCACAAACAUGUAUCAUCUCUGUACCGUUCUGUACUAAAGCGCUCGAGUCUAAUAAAUCAAUCAGUCAGCACCCA